Molecule: messenger RNA, 1187 nt
Organism: Vicia villosa (hairy vetch)
Lineage: Eukaryota; Viridiplantae; Streptophyta; Magnoliopsida; Fabales; Fabaceae
Product: probable indole-3-pyruvate monooxygenase YUCCA10
Exons: 3
Coding region: 1-1149 (382 amino acids)
Molecular function (GO): flavin adenine dinucleotide binding; monooxygenase activity; NADP binding
Source: RefSeq, a predicted model, not a curated record
AUGCAAGAAUUCACAGUUGUAAUUGUUGGUGGUGGUCCUUCUGGCCUAGCAAUUUCAGCUUUACUUACACAAAAUUCAAUCUCGCAUAUCAUACUUGAAAAAGAAGAUUGCAAUGCUUCUCUUUGGAGAAAAAAUGCUUAUGAUCGUUUAAACCUUCAUUUAGCAAGUGAAUUUUGCUCUUUACCUCUCAUGUCUCAUCCACCCUCUAGCCCAACAUAUCUAACCAAAGAUCAGUUUCUUCAAUACAUAGAUAAAUAUGUUGAUCAUUUUGGCAUAAAACCCCUUUAUUAUCGUGUUGUCGAGUCCGCUGAGUAUGAUGAAGUUAGAAACAAAUGGAUUGUUGAAGCAAAAAACACCAUAGAAGGUACAUUAGAAGUUUAUGGGGCAGAGUUUCUUGUGAUUGCUUCUGGCGAAAAUAGCGAAGGUUUUAUUCCUAAUGUACCUGGAUUAGGACAGUUUGAAGGAGAUGUGGUACACUCCAAGUACUACAAAUCUGGUUCAAAAUAUGAAUUAAAAGAGGUUUUGGUGGUUGGGUGUGGUAACUCCGGAAUGGAGAUUGCCUAUGAUCUCCAUAACUGGGGUGCUAACGCUUCCAUUGUCAUUCGAAAUCCGCUUCAUGUCUUCACAAGAGAUAUGAUUCGUCAAGGGAUGCGUUUGGUGCAAUAUUUUCCAGUUUAUAUUGCAGAUCUAAUCAUUACCCUUCAAGCAAAACUAAAAUAUGGGGAUCUGUCUAAAUACGGUAUUUAUCGUCCUAAAGAUGGACCUUUAUAUCUCAAAAACAUUACAGGAAAGUCUGCAGUAAUCGAUGUUGGAACCAUUGAAAAGAUUAAGCAAGGAGCUAUAAAGGUUGUUCCUUCAGGUAUAAAGAAAAUCGAGAACAAGAAAGUUAUCUUUGAAAACAAUGUUGAGAAAGAUUUUGAUGCCAUCAUUUUUGCUACCGGCUACAAAAGUGUAGCUAAUGGAUGGCUAAAGGAUUACAAAUAUGCUCUUAAUGAAAAUGGAUUCCCUAAAAAUCCUUUCCCAAAACAUUGGAAGGGAGAUCAUGGAUUGUAUUGUGCAGGGCUAGCAAGGAAAGGUUUGUUUGGAGUCAAAAAAGAUGCUGAGGCAAUUGCAAAAGACAUCAAUGAAACUCUUAAGUUGAAGAAUUAAUUAGUAUCAUCCAUUGAAUAAGCUUUUUAUGACUUUUA